Messenger RNA from Raphanus sativus (radish), 2643 nucleotides. RefSeq lists its product as uncharacterized. The transcript is spliced from 8 exons. The record is from RefSeq and is a predicted model, not a curated record. Bases 1 to 2643 code for a protein of 880 amino acids. Gene Ontology annotation, cellular component: chloroplast outer membrane. Lineage: Eukaryota; Viridiplantae; Streptophyta; Magnoliopsida; Brassicales; Brassicaceae. Gene Ontology annotation, biological process: chloroplast organization.
AUGUUGCUCGGUCGUAAAUCAUCGAGCAAGUUACAGCCAGUAAAUGGCCAGCAAUCUUCGCCUAAAGCUAGCAAGAUUAACAAGCAGGAUAAGCCAUUGUCAUCACCUAAUGCUUCGUCACCUUUGCCGAUAAGGUCAUCUAAGUCAAUAUUAUCAAGACGUGCUUCUUCGAAUCUGUCGCCAAUAGGCAUCUUCAAGAAUGCUUCUAUUAGAGAAGCAAAGAGCCCCAAGGCUAGCAGCUCGCCCAAAUGGACAUGCAACUUUAUUCUUAUGGUCGAGCUUCGCAGGAAGAUCGUUACCUUUAGAGAUAUCAUUGAUCUUCCUCCUCUUGACGGUUCUCAUUUGAUGUGUAUGGUGAUGUAUACAAUGAAAGAUCUCCAGAAUAUUUGUCCUGAGAUUAUCAACAGCUCACUUAUUUCAGAAAUAAGACGCACAAGUGUCGAUAAGGUUCUUGACCAUUUCUUCAAUGCUUUGAAAUCCAUGGGAGAUUCAUGGAUCGAUAACUCUGAAUGGAUAGCUAAAUCUAAGUACUGGAGUAGCAGUGUGGGAAAGAACCAGUCGGAUCGACUAGUGGGGUUGGAGAUGCCCUUAGCAAUAUUAGAUGGACUGAUCAAGAUGUCGAAAGAGAGGUUUGAUAUGAUGGAGAUUGAUGAAAAGGAAGAAGAGAAGAAAUAUUUGAUUACUCCAAGGACUGCUAAAACAUUGAGCAGUCGAGUUUUAUCUCCAUCUGAAUCAUUCUCCGAUAGCAGAAGCUCGUUUUGUGGGUCACCAAUCACACCAAGAUCAGUUCUUCCAGACCCGAUGAUGGGUUCGCCGGGAAAGGGUGGAGACUUUGCAAAUUCUACGUCACAUCUUCUGUGGAAUAUGAGAGUCCAAGCACUUGAGAAACUUAGUCCUAUCGAUGUUAAGCGACUCGCUAUUCACAUUAUGUCACAGAAAGAGGCUCAUGAACCAAAUCAAAGCAACGUAGAAGAUGAAAUUAAUGUUAUUGAACAGGACAAGCAGAAGACCAGUGACGUAGAGAGCAAUGGUGUGAAUAUGGAGAAAGAAGAAACUGUUGUUCUUGAUGAGCAAGAAGAUACAAUCAUGAAAGUAUCUCCACUUGAUUCAACAUCUGAAUCCAAACUCAAUAUUUCAGAUAAAUCUGAACUUUGGCCGGAAUCUUUGCUACCACCUCCUUCUCCUCCUAUAUCCAUUACCAAAACUGCAUCUUUAGAGUCUUUACCAUCUCAACCACCCACACCACCACCUCCUCCUCCUCCGUCUGCACCACUGAAUGCGAAGGCUGAUGAUGUGAGCAUAUCACCACUGCCACCUCCUCUGCCACUUCUCAUCCCUUUACAAAGCUCUGUUCCACCACCACCACAUCCUCCUCCAGUAACUGUGGUGGCCGUACAACCACCGCCUCCACCUACACCUCCAAGAACCCCAGUGGCACCACCAGCACCACCUCCCCCUCCUCCAAGGACUGCAGCGGCGCCAUUACCACCACCUCCUCCACCAAUGCAGAACAGAGCACCACCACCACCUCCAAUGCCUACAACUAAUAGAGAAAGUUGUGGGCCACCGCCUCCACCACCUCCUAUGCCUCAAGCUAAUGGAGCAGCACCGCCUCCGCAACCUACUAUGGCAAAAGGAACAUCACCUCCUCUGCCACUGCCUCCUAUGGCAAACGGACCAUCACCGCCUCCACCACCGCCUCGAAUGGGUGUGUUGAGUGGAGCGGCUUGUCCACCGCCACCACCAGGAGCAGCAAGAAGCUUGCGUCCCAAGAAAGCAGCUACAAAACUAAAAAGGUCAACCCAAUUAGGGAACCUUUACAGAAUCCUUAAAGGGAAAGUAGAAGGUCGUGAUCCUGAGGCGAGGACAGGAGGCGGAAGCGGACGAAAAGCCGGAGCCGCAAGCGCUCCCACCAGUGGAAAGCAAGGAAUGGCUGAUGCUCUUCCUGAGAUCACAAAGAAGUCUGCAUAUUUCCAGCAAAUACAAGAAGAUAUUGUUAAAUACAUGAAAUCAAUCAAUGAGUUGAAGACUGAGAUCACUAAGUUUCAGACUAAAGAUAUGACUGAGCUUCUUAGCUUCCACCGACGUGUUGAAUCAGUUCUUGAAAAACUAACAGAUGAGACACAAGUUCUUGCGCCAUGGGAAGGGUUUCCACAGAAGAAAGUCGAAGCAAUAAGAAUGGCUGCUGCAUUGUACUUGAAGCUGCACGGAAUGAUCACCGAGCUACAUAACUGGAAGAUAGAACCUCCUUUGCAUCAACUUCUUGAUAAAGUCGAACGUUACUUCACAACGAUCAAAGGAGAUAUCGACACCCUGGAUCGAACCAAAGAUGAAGAAGCUAAGAAAUUCCAGAGCCACAGCAUCCACUUUGACUUCAAUAUACUUGUUCAGAUAAAGGAGACAAUGGUUGAUAUCUCAUCGAGUUGCAUGGAACUCGCAUUGAAGGAAAAGAGAGAUGCAAAGCUUGUGUCGCCUGGUGCAAAUCCUAGCAUGAAGAAGACAGUAGGAUCUGCUAAAAUGCUAUGGAGGGCAUUUCAGUUUGCAUUCAAAGUUUACACAUUUGCUGGAGAACACGAUGAUCGAGCCGAUUCUUUAACCAGAGAGUUGGCUCAUGAGAUCCAAACUGAUCCUCAGAACCCAUGA